GAAAAACAGACUCGUAACUUACUCUUAACAACAACAAAAAGAAUAAUAAAUAUAGGGUUUUAAAACAUUUAUUGUUUUUUUAAACCCCUCUUGUUGCAUGUGGUCCCUUUCCCUCCUGUUGUUGAACAGAAUAAAAGCCCAUUUUGCUAGGGCCCGUAGUGCUGGCGGCCCCGCAGCUGCGGCCCUGUAACUUUAAACCUGGCCUGAGAUCAUCGUUUUGGCGCUGGCCAAACAGAGCCCGAGGGCGGGCCCAGCGCGCCGGGACGGAGACCACCUUGCGGCCGACCCCGCUCCCCCCGCCUCCUCGGGAGAGAUAAAUGCUGACUCCGCUCGGAAAGUUCUCUGCUGCAAAGUUUGCCGUCCGGCUCCCUGGGGCCUGGGAAGCUCGCGCACCUCCUGCGCCGGGGCUGCCGCUCCCACUCCGACCCCCACCGUCACGCUCCUCCAGGCUGGGCCUGUGGCCGCGGCGCUUUUGAAUCUUCCCCGAUCGCAGAAACUCGCUGCUCGGCCCCCAGGAGAGCAACUCGUCGGGAACGAUGUGGAAGGUGUCAGCUCUGCUCUUCGUUCUGGGGAGCGCGUCGCUCUGGGUCCUGGCAGAAGGAGCCAGCACGGGACAGCCAGAAGAUGACAUUGAGACUCCAGGUACAGAAGGCAGUGUUGUGAUGCCAGGUGCCGAAGAUGAUGUGGUGACCCUAAGAGCUGGCGAAGACCUCUCUAUGGCUGGCUUGACAACUCUGAUGGCAACCCGUGUCAUGAGUGUGACCGACCUUGGCCCCGAGGAUCUGCCAACUCCAGAAAGCACAGUCCACCCCAAAGAAGAAAGUCCGCGCACCACAACCUCAGACGUGGCAACCAGUCACUCCAGGGAGAAAGUGGAUGGAGAGACACAGAUAACAGUUGACAAAGAUGGUUUGGCAACAGUGACCCUGGUUGGAAUUAUAGUUGGGGUCUUACUAGCCAUUGGCUUCAUUGGUGGAAUCAUCGUGGUGGUUAUGCGGAAAAUGUCGGGAAGGUAUUCGCCCUAAAGAGCUGAAGGGUUACGCCCUGCUGCCAACACACUGAAAAAAGACCGUUUCUGUUCCUCUGCGCCCUGUCCCUGAGCUUGUGGGAGAAGAUGAUCCGUGGAACACUUGCCCACCCCAUUCAGAAUCCAUGGUGAUCUCUCUGCUUGCCAAAGUAACCGAAGGAAAGGCGGUUCACCAGGACUGGCUCCUCUCAAUAUUUGCCUUUCAAACAUGUUUUCGAACCUACAUUCUAUAAAAGAUAAUUCGAAAGACAAAAUUCAUAGAAAAUGGAGCAAAACUAUAUAAACUGCUUUGUAACUGAGACUGGACCAUUGGAUCGAUGUUAGAUGCUGUAAUCAUGUGUCUCCGUCUGACCGUUCUCUGUUAUUGUUAAAAUGCAAAGGAAUCUGGAAAUAUUUAUGACCACGGAGUCCUUGGAUCCGGUGCCAUGUCAGUAAAUAGCAGCAGCCUUUUGCAAUUGUUGAUUUGUUGAAAUGUACACAUUCCGGUCUAGUUUGGUCUAUCUUUUAAAGCCUGAUGUAUACCACAUAAUCAAGUAGAAAAUCUCAACUUGGAUUACGCGCGGUAAGCAACUGCCUUUAGCUGGUCCAGAUUAAUCAUUUCAAAGACAUCCAUCUUAGAACACAAGCGGGAAGUCUAUAGUCCCAAAGUAGGCCACGGGCAGCCUCUAGACUUGGCUUUACCCAAAUCCUUCUCCAGCCAUGACUUGGUGACUCCCAGACUUGCCCCCUCCACUUCCCUCGGAUGAUGGGGAGCAGGGGCUAAGGGGGCAGCCUUCCCUCCUCCCAAUGAUGCAUAUCCUUCGGAUUGGCUGCUUUGUUCCAGGAUAUGGAUAUCUCAGCCUGGACACUGAGGAAGCCGCUGGAUGUUUGAUGGUGCUAGAGGCUCAAGCGUUUUCGAAACCAAGAGCCCCCAUGCAGAACGAAAUCCUAUGUGAGCCUCUGGUAUGAGAAAUAAAAGCUGCCAC
This is a messenger RNA of Cebus imitator (Panamanian white-faced capuchin), 1992 nucleotides long. RefSeq names its product podoplanin (gene PDPN). Gene Ontology annotation, biological process: positive regulation of cell migration; cell-cell adhesion; actin-mediated cell contraction. Gene Ontology annotation, cellular component: basolateral plasma membrane; apical plasma membrane; lamellipodium. Gene Ontology annotation, molecular function: protein-folding chaperone binding; signaling receptor binding; chemokine binding. The record is from RefSeq and is a predicted model, not a curated record. NCBI's taxonomy places the organism in Eukaryota, Metazoa, Chordata, Mammalia, Primates, Cebidae.